Messenger RNA from Pelobates cultripes (western spadefoot toad), 233 nucleotides. NCBI's taxonomy places the organism in Eukaryota, Metazoa, Chordata, Amphibia, Anura, Pelobatidae. The record is from the annotation of a GenBank genome assembly.
AUGGGCAACCUGCUUGUUGCGUGGUGCACCCAGCUACAGGGCCAUCGCAAGCUCCAGACCCUUAUACAUGCCGCCUACCCAAGCCAAAAGCUUCAAGGCCCUCAGACCAAUGGCUUACAGCGGGCAAACUGCGAGACGCAAAACUCCAACCAAGACCCACGGUCUCUUAACAAUCUGGAGGCUACAGAACUCUCCUCUAACAUAGCGCCGUGCCUGAUACCAGACCGGGCGGU